Paralichthys olivaceus (Japanese flounder) is the source of this 4299-nucleotide messenger RNA. Its product is annotated as zinc finger protein 280C. Gene Ontology annotation, biological process: regulation of DNA-templated transcription. NCBI's taxonomy places the organism in Eukaryota, Metazoa, Chordata, Actinopteri, Pleuronectiformes, Paralichthyidae. Gene Ontology annotation, molecular function: DNA-binding transcription factor activity, RNA polymerase II-specific; RNA polymerase II cis-regulatory region sequence-specific DNA binding. The record is from RefSeq and is a predicted model, not a curated record.
AAAGGAAGAAGAAGCAGAUGGAGAAGGAGAAGAAGAAGAAGACGGAUGCAGCAAGGGUCUGUGUUAUUGGUGCGAGCGGAGUGUUUCCGCCGCCUCGGGCCAUCAGCACGACUUCUCCCCCUCUCCCUGUGUGAAAUAGUCCCCUACUGUGUGAACCCUGUCGUCCUGUGGACAAGGACUUAACCGAAGUUUGGUUGUCUCGACCCGGCUGUGGAGCUGAGUGUGAGAGGGAGGCAGCCGGAGCUCCCACAGUCUUUGUCCCAGCAUCCCCCGCUCAGCUUCACAAUGUCUGAACUUUUUAUGGAGUGUGUGGAGGAGGAGCUGGAGCCAUGGCAGAAACAAGCUACUGAAGUUCACAUGGUCGAGGAUGAUGAUGAUGAACCCAUCUUCGUCGGAGUGCUCUCUAAUAACCAAAAGAGCAGUGACCCGCUGCCCCAACCUCCUCAGACGAACAGUGCAGGAAUACAAGGAAUCAAGCGUCCUGAUCCUCAGCCUUCCAUUAGCUCCUCACAAAUACUGAUGCCACUGAAUAUAGCUGGAAAUACAGUGAAUGCUGCAACACCCACUCUGACCACAGUCACGCCGCAACCUGUCAUUGUUAAUAACCAGGGCUUUAUUGUCACUUCUCCACAAUUAGUGAACAACCCUGGGUUUAUUGCCUCUCUUGGUCGGCAGUACCCCCCUGGGACUUCAUUUGCAAUCGUAGCAGCUGGUCAGCAGCAGAUUUUUCAGCAGGUCAGUCAAGGCACAAUCAUACCCAGUGCUGUCCACAGGCCUCAGGUGCAACAAAUCAGCAACAACAUUGUGACGUUGUCUAAUGUCCAGAGCCCCACUGUGUACUCAACACAACCAAAUCAACUGAAACCCAACCAGCCGAUCUCCCAAACUCUGCAGGUCGUCUCUGGGCCAACAAAGGCCAAUAGCUUCGACACAGAUCCAACACCAGUCAAACGUGGAUUGAUACUACAGCAAACUGACAGUGUCGAAAAAAGAGUAAAGCUCAAUUCAGAUUUAUCAGGCAAACUGGAAAACGGCAUCAAUAAAAAGUGCUCCAAGUGUCAAGAAGAAUUCACAAUGCCAGAAGCUUUGAAAUUCCACAUGAUGAGUUGCUGUACAAAGGUUGAAAGUACAGCUCCAUCAGCCGCGAACAAGCGCAUCAUGCUGGUCUCUGAUUUCUAUUACGGCCACUUUGAGGGAGAUGGGCACAAUAUGGAGGGGCAGAGGACCAGCAGCACUUUCAAGUGCCAGAGCUGUUUGAAAAUUCUCAAGAACAAUAUCAGGUUCAUGAACCAUAUGAAACAUCACCUGGAGCUGGAGAAGCAGAACAGUGAGAGCUGGGAAAGUCACACGACCUGCCAGCACUGCUACCGACAGUAUAUGACUCCGUUCCAGCUGCAGUGCCACAUCGAGAGCGCUCACAGCUCGAUGGAGUCCUCAACCAUUUGCAAAAUAUGUGAGCUGGCGUUUGAGUCUGAGCAGGUGCUCCUGGAACACAUGAAGGAUAACCACAAGCCCGGGGAAAUGCCUUAUGUCUGCCAGGUGUGCAAUUACAGGUCCUCUUUCUUCUCCGAUGUGGAGACACAUUUCCGAACUGUCCACGAAAACACUAAAGACCUGCUCUGUCCCUUCUGUCUCCGAGUUCUCAAAACAAGUCAUAUGUACAUGCAACACUACAUGAAACAUCAGAAAAAAGGGAUCCAUCGCUGUGGAAAAUGCAGACUGAAUUUCCUCACCUACAAGGAGAAAUUAGAGCACAGGACUCACUUCCACAAGACUUUCAGAAAACCUAAAGCCCUGGAGGGUCUUCCUCCGGGUACAAAGGUGACCAUUAGAGCCUCCGUUUCAGGAAAGACGCCUUUAGCGCCCACUUCCCCUGAGCGAUCUGCCGUUACCGUCACUCCAGGAUUAAUGUGUAACAGUUCGCCAGCCAACCCUUCAGUCAGUGUAUCCAAGUCUAAAUCCAACACGCCCGGAGGUGCUAAAGGCAAAGUGGCUCAGGGCAAGAAAAAAGAGGCUCGAGCUUCCAAGCACAACCUGGCCCUCAGGAAUCUCAGAAUCAAUGAGCGAAGUCAAACGUGCAUCGAGUGCAAUACACAAGUCGACGACUUCUUUUCUCAUUUCCCAAUGGUUUCCAAUUGUGGUGCGUGUAAAUAUCGGACAAGUUGCAAAGUUUCCAUUGGGAAUCACAUGAUCAGGUAUCACAGCACCAUCACCAAAAACAGAUUUUUGAAGAGGGAAAGUAAGAAAAAUUCAUCCAAACUGAAAUUAACUAUGGUGUGUCUCAACUGCGACCUCCUCGUGGAUGCUGCAGGCGGUGACCUGAUGAGCAAACAUUUAAAUGAUCGACCAAAUCACAUAUGCAAAGUCAUUCAGGAGAAAGCAGACGUCAAAGCCAAAGAUCGAGCGCAACACGUCUUGGUGCAGCCAACAAAAGUUAUGUACCUUGUGGCUACACCUUCUCCUCCGACACCAAAGGAAAUAGAAAUGAAACUAGAGGAAAAGGUCCCAUCUAUAAGUUUUAAUGUUGCUGCUGUUGAUCAACCAGAGCCAAUUUUACCAACAGUUGAUCAGGAAAAGGGCUCUGCGGCAUUAAGUGUCAAUGAAGAUGCAAAGCCGACAUCACUGCCGACCUCGUCUCCUUCGACAUCAGAUGGGGCUUUCGAUGUCGGUGAUGUGCCGGUGGGAGAUGAGCCAGUGGGUGACUCAGAGAGCGCAGAUAUCAGAGAGCAGCUCCCUGUCUCAGAAGUUGAGCAUGAGACUGGGGAACAGCAAACUAAAUCUUAAUGAAACACAAUGAUUAAGCAAUGCACAUAACAAACUAGAGUUAUGACCUUGAAACAACUUGUUCAUCAGCCACACCUCAGCUUUGUCAUUUCUUUUACAAAUAUACAUUAAUAUGGCUGCAGGUAUUUACUACAACUACAGAUUCCUACAUUAGGAAAGUCAGUUUCAAAAAUUGGAUAAAGUAUUAAUCUCCUCUGUAAACCUUACUUUAAAUAUGUAAAGUAUUUAUAAAUAAAAAACAUCCAAUCAUCUUUUUUGCCCUUGAAACUGGUGAGAAAACAUCAUGAUUCUGCAUUUUUAGCUAUUGUAGACCGCACAGUGUCAGCUGCUCAUUUGACUUAAAUAACAUGUGUAUUCCUUUAAAACUCUUAUUAUCCGUAAGGAAACUCCACCUGCUAUAAGGUAGGUAGUAUGUGGCUCUGCUCCUGAUCCCCAGUGUCAGCUUUGAUUUGUUUUAUUGAGAAAGAUGAAAAAACACAUUUUGCAUGUGACAAAUCCACCAAGUUUCCCUGAAAAAAAACGUUCUCAUUAUAUAUUUAAAAUAUCUGUGUAGUUCCCUUAAACUACACAUAAAACUACACACAAUUAAAUUGCAUCUGAUGUAGUCACAGCAGUUUGAGCCCAAUUUCUUUCGCAGAAAGUUUUGAGCUGGUAACUAAAUUUAAGUUUUAGAUUUGUAUUGUUCUUCAAUUUUUGCCUUGUGUAGGUUUAUUUUGAGAUCUAAUAAGAAAGCUGUUACAUUUAUAUUGAAUAUGAGGUUGUAUUAUCAAUAACGAAAAUAUACAUUGUCACUGAAAAUUGUUUCUUGUUAAGAGGAAAUUCCUGAUGUGUACCAGAAAUAUUUGUCUCCACUUUAUCAGGAAUAUCUUAAGAAUUCAUGGGUGAACUUGAAAGAGAAACUUCUAUGUUGACACACAGAAAGUAACUUGGAGGAAUACAGCAGUCCAUGUGUAGAAAAUCUAAACAUUCAAUUUUACUCGAUAAAGAGAAUGUCAGUUUUGUGAGACUUAACAGAAAAUAAAGCAACAAAAGUGGACGUGGGGUGGACAGUAGAUUUUAUUGUUUGACUUUUAAACUUUGUUCAGAGUGCCAGCCUGUAAAACAGAUGUCUACACGUUUUCUUGGCUGCAGGUACAUCGAGUUGUUUCAUGUCCCAGCCUCCUUUAAUUCUGCAUUAAGUGUAAAAAAAGUUCCCUGUGGUGCUGGAAAUAUUUCAUACAAUGCGGUUUGUUUACUUUGUGUGGCUUAAAGUGUGAAGAUAUUCUUUAUGAUAUUCUUUAGGUUUUUUUAAAACGGGUUUUCACUUGUGCAUAUAGUAUCUUUAGAGCAAGUCUGUAAAUGCAUUAUGUCUUUGAGGGCACUGUAAAUGUAACCACCCCUCCCUGAGUCUCUUUUGAAUACAUUCCUCUAAAUGUUUAUCGUGUUCCCCUUAGGACACAUUUUCUUCUGAGAUCUAUAAACCACUGGGUUUGCAUCAGUGUUUUUCUGUUGUUUGUUUUGUAAAUAAAUCUUUAA